AUUCAAGGCACUAUUCUUACAUAACAAAACCCUAACUUUCUGUCUAAAAAGUUGAUAAAAUCAGCACAUAGAACUUCCUAUUUCCAUCAUCAAAUUACGUUUCCCUAAUUUGAAGAACAUAUAAGAAGAGUUGGAGAACAAUUUUGCGAGGAAAUUAAUCUUUUUGGAAGAGACCAGAAAGUCGGAUCUUCCAAAAUUUUAAGGUUAGUCAGAUGUAAUUUUAAUACCAUUUUUAAGAUUGAAAACUUGAAUCUUCCGCACAUUUGAGGGAUAAUUUACAAUACAUAUUUAGUUUUAUAAAUUUUUCGACAUUGUUAAGCUCAAAAAAGUUUCACAUUUUGAAGUUUAGUUGUACCAACUAAAUCCGCCAUUGAUACGCCAUUGUUUUGCACUAGUGGCUUUGUGGGUUCUAUUAUGUUGAAGCAGUCAUUGAAAUUGACAAUGUUUUAGUUAACAAUUUUGAUAUCAAAUUGUUGCAUUUGAGCACAUUUUGGUGUAUUAUGCAAUAAUCCUAUUGCUUGUGUAUGUUGUAUUCUCAUUCAUCGGUUGUUUCGAACGGGCGGUUUGUAUUUCAGAUUGAGGCAUGUAUUUCUAGAAAUUGAGAACAAGAAUUUAGCAAUAUUAGAGUGCAACAAAAUCAGUUGGGUGAAAUUAGUAAGAGCAUUAUAAAAUAGGGGGAAAUUGAUGUUUCAUACUUUGGUUACUUCUUUGAAAGAGUUUAUUAGUCAGGGUGAUCUCAGGAAAGCGUUUAGAACGUUCUCGUCAAUUCAGAUUUAUGUCGCUACUUCUGCUUCGUAUGAUCAAAUCCUUGAGCCGAUAGCUUUGCUGUUAGUAGCUUGUUCUAAGUUCAAGUUGGUUCAACAUGGUAGGCAGGUCCAUAGUCGGAUCAUUAGUUUAGGUUUAGAUCAACAUAGGUACUUGUUGCCAAAGCUUGUUACUUUAUACUCGAGUUUUGGUCUAUUGACUGAGGCACAUUUGAUAGUUGAGAAAUCUAGUGUUCUACAUCCUUUGGUUUGGAAUACCCUUAUAGCUGCCUAUGUAAGAAAUGGGCUCUCAAAGGAGGCUUUGUGUGCUUACAGACAGAUGUUGGAUUUUGGAAUCAGACCAGAUGCAUAUACGUACCCGUCUGUGCUUAAGGCAUGUGGUGAACAGUUAGAUCUUCGUUUUGGUAGAGAAGUUCAUGGUUACAUCUUGGUCAGUGAAUAUGGAGGGUCUCUGUGUGUUCAAAAUGCAUUGAUCUCUAUGUAUGGUAAAUGUGGAGAAAUUGAGGUUGCUCGUUUGUUGUUUGACAAGCUGCUUAGAAAGGAUGUAUAUUCAUGGAACUCUAUGAUUUCUGGAUUUGCUUCUAAGGGUAUGUGGGAAGAAGCAUUUGUGAUGUUUGAGCAAAUGCGGCUUGAGGGUGUUGAAUUGAGUAUUAUAACAUGGAACACCAUCAUAGGUGGGUGUUUGCGAACUGGAAACUACAUGAGAGCACUUGAUCUGCUUUCUCAAAUGAGGGCCUGUGCUGUUAAUUUGGAUGCUGUUUCAAUGGCAAGUGGUUUGAGCGCUUGCUCUCACAUUAGAGCUAUAAAAGCAGGGAAAGAGAUCCAUGCUUCUACUAUCCGUGGGGGUUGUGUUAAAUUUGAGAAUGUUCAGAAUGCUUUGAUUACCUUGUAUGCCUGGUGUGAAGACCACAGACAUGCACAUAUUGUGUUUCGAAAGAUGGAAGAAAAGGAUAUAGUUUCUUGGAAUUCAAUAAUAUCAGGCUAUGCACAUUAUGGAAUAUAUGAGGAAACUUCCUUUCUCUUUAGAGAGAUGUUGCUUUGUGGCUUUAAACCGAAUUAUGUUACUAUAGCAAGCAUUCUUCCCCUGUGUGCCCGAGUAGCUAAUCUGCAACAUGGCAAAGAAAUUCAUGGCUAUAUUGUCAAGCAUCAAGGUUUCAGUGAGUAUUUGCUAUUAUGGAAUGCACUGGUGGAGAUGUAUGCAAGAGCAGCAAAACUUUCAGAGGCCAAAACAGUGUUUGAUUUGUUGACUAGGAAGGAUGUCGUCACAUAUACUUCUCUAAUAUCUGGCUAUGGAAUUCUAGGAGAAGGAGAAGUUGCAUUGAGACUAUUUGAGGAGAUGAAUAGUUCUGGAAUCAAACCUGAUCAUAUAACUUUUGUUGCAGUUUUAUCAGCAUGUAGCCACUCAGGUCUUUUGAAACAGGGUCACUUGCUCUUUGAAAAAAUGUGGAGUUUGUAUGGCCUAAACCCUUGCAUGGAGCACUAUGCAUGCAUGGUGGACCUUUUUGGUAGGGCUGGGUUGUUUAAGAAAGCAAAAGAGAUCAUAAGAAGGAUGCCUUGUGAACCAAGUGCUGAUAUGUGGGCUACUCUAGUUGGAGCAUGUCAAAUCCAUCGGCACAUAGAUUUAGGAGAGUGGGCAGCUGAGAAAUUAAUGGCAUUGAGACCCAGGAAUUCAGGGUAUUAUGUGUUGAUUGCUAAUAUGUAUGCUGCUGCUGGUUGUUGGGACAAGCUGGCUAGAGUUCGGACAUUUAUGAGGGACUUGGGAUUGCUUAAGCCCCCAGGUUGUGCCUGGGUUGAUAUAGGAAGUGGUUUUGAACCAUUUCUGGUGGGGGAUCCAUCCAUGGAACUAUCACAUGAUAUAUUCCCCUUACUGGAAGGACUGACUGAGAAUAUGAAAGAUGCUGGAUAUGUUGCUGAGUAUGUUAUAGAUUGUGAGGGUUUUGAGGAGCAAAGUGUUAUUAGUGGCUAAGAAUUGGCAAAUCAUGUAUGGAAAAUGGAUCUAUAUGUUGCACAAGCUGGGGAAACACAUAUAUUGUGACAUUGUUGCGGACCGAUUAAGAUGGGAUUCAGCAUCUUUAUGAGCCACUGCACAAAGUUUAUUACAUGUUCCACCAGAGAUGAGUUGGUGCGAGCUCUUGCAUCCCUUCUUUGACAGGUUCGUGAACUUCCUAGAUUUGAAGAGUAGAUAAUUACUGUCAUUCUCUCUGUGAAGCAUCAAUGAAUUUUGCAGCUGUACUUUGGACUUGAGCAUAUUGAUUGCCUCCUUUCACUACAUUGCUCUAUCCACCCUUCCUUGCAAAAUCCCCCUCCCAAGAAGUAUAGAGAGUUAAAAGGGUGGCAUCUUCAGCAACCUUUUCAUUGCCGUAAGACUUAGAACAGUGCCAAGCCGCCAACACCAUAGUUCUUUCUGCUAUUUGCUGCUGCAGGGAUAGGUCCCUAAUCUGGUCCUGUGCUGCAACAUAAACAACAUGCAAGAUCAGAUGCUUCCAAGGGAAAUUUUCUUCCAUUACCCAUUCGGGCAGUAGAAUAUGCCUGAUCUCACUCCUCAACACAGUAAUGUCUUGGAGAGCUAAUAUUUCCUGGUGGAUGUCCUUGAGUAUUACAAUAUUGGCCAAGGUUUGUCAAUGCACAUUGCAAGUGACCUUGAGUUGUGAAUGUGAAUUAUGUUUCCCCCUAUAAUCCCCUGUGACAGUGAUGGUAACAUUGACUUGUUGACGCUUGAUGUCCGAGCUCAACAAAAAGGCAGUCAAGUCCUGGACCAUAGUUACGGAGUCCAUGUUUAUGGUGACGGGUACCCAGCUCUCAGGAGUACCUUUAGCACAAACAAGGAAACCGGGACAAAAGGAUUUGAUGUUGGCGGAAGCAAUGAGGAAGUUGCGGUAGUAGAUGGAGAUGUUGGCGUCCUGGUAAAGGGUGCCUUGGCUAGGAUUGCCAAUUCACAAAGAGAGGUUGAAGCCAACGCUAAGGGUGUACGGAGUUUGAGUAAUAGUAGUAGCAUUUUGGUUAUUUUUAAGGGUGAAGGGAAUUGUUGUAUUAAGUGAUGAGACUUGGAAUUCUGGGGAGUGUGGUGAUAUGUCAAUGGGUAUAAAGAUUGCUAUUAACACUACUGCAGCAAUAAAGCCUACACACAUUGUAUUUGAGAAGGACUCGGAUUAUUUUGCGGAAUAUAUGCUCUAUUAUAUCCUUCAUCAACCAAUUGAUUGAAACAUGUAACAAGUACGUACAUGUCUAAGAUUUACCACGACCAACAAGAGUUCUACUCCUUAUGAGUUAUGACCUUAUCACACGAAUACUCCGAAUAUGGUAAUUAAGAUAUGCUAGGAUAUAUAAACAUCUAGAUGCGUAAAAAUUCCUUGUAUUAUCUUGAUUUUACUUGAGACGAGAGAAAUGUCUAGACACAAGCUCCACCAUGUUCUUGUUCGACGAUGCGAGCUCAAUCUUAGUCGAUUGUAACUCAGUUACAACUGAAAAAACUUGAUCCUGAAUACUUUGAAGUUUUUCUUUCAUGUCUUCAUUUUCCAUCCUUGAAUUGAAAAGUUGGUGUUGUACCAUAUGUAAUUCCAUUUCUACGUUUCGAUAA
Molecule: messenger RNA, 4341 nt
Organism: Beta vulgaris subsp. vulgaris (sugar beet)
Lineage: Eukaryota; Viridiplantae; Streptophyta; Magnoliopsida; Caryophyllales; Amaranthaceae
Product: pentatricopeptide repeat-containing protein At1g71490
Exons: 3
Coding region: 685-2730 (681 amino acids)
Biological process (GO): RNA modification
Molecular function (GO): protein binding; RNA binding
Source: RefSeq, a predicted model, not a curated record